GACGAGAGGAACAAAGAGCAAUGACAACACCACUAACAAAUUGGGAAGCUUCAAAAUCUCACGCACGCUCUUCCCACUUUGCAAUUCCCAUUGCUUCUCUACUUCUUCUCCACCAACUCUUUUUCUCUACUCUCACCCCCCAUUUUCAGAUUGGAUCCUCUCUCUCUCUUUUUCUCUUCAAACCCACUCCAUCAUUUCUUCCACUUCAACACCACCCCAUCUUCAUUUUCAUUGUAGGAAAAUGAGAAGAACUUGCUGAGAUUGAAAAAUUGGUGGUUUUUAUUUGGUUUGAAAACUUGGAGUGCUUGUGAUGGAGUUUCAUACUUUUUGUGAUUUGAAUGUUUGGAGGGUAUGUGGAAAAAUGAGAAUUUGGACUGUUUUAUUACUUUUUUUGCUACUGAAGAGUGAUGUUAAUGUUGUGUAUUGCGGUUCGGAUUACUUGGUUGGUCUUGGAAGCUAUGAUAUUACUGGUCCUGCUGCUGAUGUUAAUUUGAUGGGGUAUGCUAAAACAGAACAGCUUGCAUCUGGUAUUCACUUCAGGUUACGAUCUCGUGCUUUUAUUGUUGCAGCGUCGAAGGGUAAUAGGGUUGUGUUUGUGAACCUUGAUGCUUGUAUGGCUUCACAAAUUGUGACAAUUAAAGUAAUUGAGAGGCUGAAAGCAAGAUAUGGUGAUCUAUAUACCGAAAAUAAUGUAGUUAUUAGUGCAACUCACACUCAUUCUGGUCCUGGGGGUUAUCUUCAAUAUUUUGUGUAUAUUAUAACAUCGUAUGGAUUUGUGCGUCAGUCCUUUGAUGUAAUCGUUGAUGGCAUUGAGAAAAGCGUUGUUCAAGCUCAUGAAAAUCUCCGUCCAGGAUCAAUAUUUGUUGAUAAAGGAGAGCUCUUAGACGCAGGUGUGAAUCGCAGUCCUAGUGCUUAUCUCAAUAAUCCUGCUUCAGAGAGAAGCAAGUACAAGUAUGAUGUUGAUAAAGAAAUGACUCUUUUAAAGUUUGUCGAUGAUGAAUGGGGACCUGUUGGAAGCUUCAAUUGGUUUGCUACUCACGCGACUUCAAUGGGUCAUAAAAACUCGUUAAUCAGUGGGGAUAAUAAAGGCGCGGCUUCACGGUUUAUGGAAGAUUGGUUUGAGAGAAAAGAUUCUGGAAGAAUGGAUUCUGAUAUACUCGGAAACGAUGGCUCGCCCCAAAGAAUCUCAAAUAUAAUUCCCGGACUUCGUGAUAAUCAAGUUGGAAAACAGGAAGAAUUUGAUGCUUGCCAUAUCCAUAUUUUGAUCAGCAUUUGUCUGUGUCCUAAAUCACACCUCAAAUCAUAUCAUGAAUUACUGGAACUUGCUGUCUCUUUCCAGUCUCCUCCUGGUCGACCAACAACCAAAACUUCAAGUGUUACCAAACGGGUGAGAGGUGCUCCUAGGAAUGUUGACAAGCCUAGAUUUGUAGCUGCAUUUUGUCAACCAAAUUCUGGAGAUGUCAGUCCAAAUGUUCUUGGAGCUUUUUGUUUAGACACUGGAUUACCUUGUCACUUCAAUCACAGUACAUGUGGAGGGAGGAAUGAAUUAUGCUAUAGCCAAGGACCUGGUUAUCCAGAUGAAUUUGAAAGUACUCGCAUUAUAGGGGAAAGACAAUUUAAAAAAGCAGUGGAUCUUUUCAAUGCAGCAGAUGAAGAGAUUAAAGGGGAGGUUGAUUUUCGACAUACCUAUAUAGAUUUAUCCAAACUUGAGGUAACUAUUUCUGAUCAAGGAGCCGACAAGGUUGUAAAGACAUGCCCUGCUGCAAUGGGUUUUGCAUCUGCUGCCGGAACAACAGAUGGACCUGGAUCUUUUGAUUUUAAGCAAGGGGAUAAUAAGGGAAAUCCUUUCUGGAAGCUAGUCCGCAACCUAGUUAAGACAAUAACCAGGAAACAAAUAGAUUGUCAGCACCCAAAGCCAAUUUUGCUUGAUACUGGUGAAAUGAAUGUACCAUAUGAGUGGGCACCUUCAAUACUUCCAAUUCAGAUCCUUCGAGUUGGGCAGUUUGUUAUACUUUGUAUUCCAGGAGAAAUCUCAACAAUGGCUGGAAGGCGACUACGUGAUGCAGUGAAGACGAUACUAAGCAGUCACAAAGAUUUUGAAAACGUUCAUAUUGUUAUAACAUCAUUGAGCAAUGCUUAUUCACAGUACGCGACUACAUAUGAAGAAUACUAUGUGCAAAGAUAUGAGGGUGGUUCUACACUAUACGGCCCACACACACUGAGUGCAUACAUUCAAGAGUUUAAGAAGCUUGCAAAAGCUCUCAUCAGCGGCCAACCGGUAAAACCUGGCCCACUACCCCCUAAUCUCCUCAAUAAGCAAGUAAGCUUGCUACCACCAGUUGUGGUGGAUGGAACUCCUUUUGGAGUAAAUUUUGGCGAUGUUUACUCUGACGUACCUCAGAACUCCGCCUUUAAGAGUGGUGACAUUGUGUCAGCUUCGUUCUGGUCUGCGUGCCCUCGAAAUGACCUUAUGACUGAAGGCACCUUUGCACUGGUGGAAUUUCUCCAAGGAAAAGAUACUUGGGUUCCUGCUUAUGAUGAUGAUGAUUUCUGUCUGCGGUUUAAGUGGUCAAGGCGUUUUAAACUCAGUCCUAUGAGUAAAGCAACCAUAGAAUGGAGGAUACCACAGGGUGUUACUCAUGGUGUGUACAGAAUAAGUCACUUUGGCGCUGCAAAGGGCUUAUUUGGAUCGAUUAAUCACUUUACAGGUUCAUCUAGUGCAUUUGUUGUAGUAGCAUAAAUACAUUUUGUUCAUAGGCCACAGCCAUAUUCCAUUACUAUAUCAAUGAAUUGUUGUGCUUAGAAUAUACAGGGAAUACGGAAUAUUGUGAUAUAUGAUUGUGUCUUACAAUUUAAGAGAUUGUAGUCAAUUAUAGGAAUUGUCUA
Messenger RNA from Trifolium pratense (red clover), 2886 nucleotides. Its product is annotated as neutral ceramidase 1-like. NCBI's taxonomy places the organism in Eukaryota, Viridiplantae, Streptophyta, Magnoliopsida, Fabales, Fabaceae. Gene Ontology annotation, molecular function: N-acylsphingosine amidohydrolase activity. The record is from RefSeq and is a predicted model, not a curated record. The coding region runs from base 311 to 2740 and encodes 809 amino acids. Gene Ontology annotation, cellular component: extracellular region. Gene Ontology annotation, biological process: ceramide catabolic process; sphingosine biosynthetic process; long-chain fatty acid biosynthetic process. The transcript is spliced from 11 exons.